Messenger RNA from Helianthus annuus (common sunflower), 2827 nucleotides. Its product is annotated as receptor like protein kinase S.2. The record is from RefSeq and is a predicted model, not a curated record. The transcript is spliced from 2 exons. NCBI's taxonomy places the organism in Eukaryota, Viridiplantae, Streptophyta, Magnoliopsida, Asterales, Asteraceae. Gene Ontology annotation, cellular component: plasma membrane. Gene Ontology annotation, molecular function: protein kinase activity; ATP binding. The coding region runs from base 66 to 2579 and encodes 837 amino acids. Gene Ontology annotation, biological process: protein phosphorylation.
UAUUUAUCCAUUUCAAUCUUCACAAUCAUAAUUGAUCACCACCACUAUCACCACCCAACGCCACCAUGCACCUCCACCACCUAUGCUUUGUCUUACCAUCCGACGGCGAUGACACAAACCAAUUUGACCACCACCACCCCUCAAAACCGCCACCGUCACCACCACCGCCACCUAAGCAAAGAUCAUGUGGUACUCACCUCCAUGAGGCCCUCCGCAACACCCUUCACCGGUUUUUAAACUCGAAACGUGACAUUCGGUUAUGCGGUUCCUGCAUUAAACCAUCGGCCGCGGUCUUCCACGACACCGACGGAGUACAACUUUCUAAGGAGACGAGUGUCGCUACCCAUAGCCCGAAAACAUUUACAUACUCCGAGCUUUACAUAGCCACCAAAGGCUUUAGUGAGGAUCAAAUUCUCGGCAGUGGCGGCUUCGGGAGAGUUUUUCGAGCCGUCCUGCCGAGUGACGGGACCCUUGCAGCCGUCAAGUGUUUGACGGAAACAGGGUCCCGCUUUGAAAAGAGUUUCGCGGCAGAACUAGUUGCGGUGGCACAUCUGCGCCACCGCAAUCUGGUCCCACUCCGCGGAUGGUGUGUUAAUAAUGAUCAACUACUACUUGUUUAUGACUAUAUGCCGAACCGGAGUCUAGACCGGUUGCUUUUUCGGCGGGUGGGAAAUAAUAAAAAUUUGGCCGCGCCGCCACUUGAUUGGGAUAGGAGGAUGAAAAUUGUGAAGGGGCUGGCCGCGGCUCUUUUUUAUCUACAUGAGCAGCUUGAGGCUCAAAUUAUACACCGAGAUGUGAAAACGAGUAAUGUGAUGCUUGAUUCUAAUUUCAAUGCGCGGCUUGGUGAUUUCGGGUUGGCUAGGUGGAUGGAACAUGAGCUCGGGUAUGGCAUACGAACGCCUUCGAUGGGCGAUAACUCACUACGGCUUGCGGACACCACGAGUAUUGGGGGUACGAUUGGUUAUUUGCCACCCGAGAGCUUCGAGAAAAAAACUGUGGCAACGGCGAAGUCUGAUGUUUUUAGCUUUGGUAUCGUUUUGUUGGAAAUCGCGUCGGGACGAAGAGCAGUGGAUCUUACGCUUCCCGACGAUCAAAUCAUUCUGCUUGACAGGUUUAGAAAACUAUCCGAUGAAAAGAUGGUUUUGCAAGCAGCCGAUAGCCGGUUGUCGGACGGGUCAUACAACCUUCAUGAAAUGGAGAACUUGAUUCAUCUCGGGUUACUAUGCACGCUCCACGACCCGCAAACUCGACCUAGUAUGCGAUGGAUCGUGGAAGCACUUUCGGGUGGUAUUGGUGCCACCCUUCCUGAUCUUCCUUCAUUCAAAUCCCACCCUUCUUACAUAUCCGUAACCCGUAGCACCACCAGCACUAGUGGAACCACCGCGGCGGCCACCACCAUCACCAUCAGCACCUCAUUCGGAAUUGCUUCUAGUAGCUCAACCGCCUUCGCCUCAGCCAAAGAAGAAAGCUUAUACAUAACCGCGCAACAAGAACAAAGUGACAACAGUGGCGGCAAUGAUUUUAUGACCGCAACCGCACAACUGAGCCGCCGCCAAAACGCGUUCCUAAUGGUGGAACCGCCAAGGGAGAUAACCUACAAAGAGAUCAUUUCCGCCACCGAUAACUUCUCCGAUUCCAACCGACUCUCUGAAGUCGAUUUCGGGACCGCAUACUACGGCGUUCUCGACAACCAUGACAUCCUCAUUAAAAGGCUGGGGAUGAAAACAUGCCCAGCCCUACGCCUCAGGUUCGCAAACGAGCUUGCGAACCUGGGGCGCCUCCGCCACCGGAACCUCAUACAGCUCCGAGGGUGGUGCACCGAGCAAGGUGAAAUGCUCGUAGUCUACGAUUACUCGGCUAACCGCCUCUUAGGCCAACUCCUGUCCCAUCACAACCAUCGAAAAUCAAACUUCCUACGAUGGAACCAUCGAUACAACAUUGUCAAAUCACUCGCGUGCGCAAUUCGAUACCUCCACGAAGAAUGGGAAGAACAAGUCAUCCACCGAAACAUCACAUCAUCCGCAAUAUACAUUGACCCGGACAUGAACCCGAGGCUUGGUUCCUUCGCGCUAGCGGAGUUUUUAACCCGAAAUGAGCACGGACAUCAUGUCGUAAUCGAUAAAAAAGUUUGUGUACGUGGAAUUUUCGGGUAUAUGGCUCCGGAAUACAUGGAACAAGGAGAGGCGACACCAAUGGCGGAUGUUUAUAGUUUCGGGGUGGUGGUCCUGGAGGUGGUGAGUGGGCGGAUGGCGGUGGAUUUUCGGCGGCCCGAGGUGUUGUUGGUGAAAAAGCUUCAUGAAUUCGAGUCUCGGAAUCGGAACUAUGAUGAAAUUGUGGAUCCAAGAUUGGAUGGAGAGUAUAACCGGAAAGAAUUGGGGAGGUUGGUGAAGUUAGCAAUGGCUUGUACGCAAUCGAACCCGAAUCUAAGACCAACAAUGGCGACAAUCGUGAGCAUACUCGAUGGUCAUGAUCGAUGGUUAACGGGAGAACGAGAAACAGAGAGUAUAGAUGAAUGGAAAGAAAGUAACAUGUUAUCUUUGUCACUCAUUCGGAGAAUUCAAGCUUUAGGAAUACAAUGAUGGAGGAAUCAAGAAUCUUUCAUAUACAUAUAUAUGUACACAAAUGGGUACUAUAUAGGAAUACAUCAUAUAGGUAUACAUUGUAUUUACCAUUGGUAACAAGUUUGUUUUUAUAUAGUUUGAGAUACAUGUUACUCUGCCAGCGCGAUGCAUAGGGAGCGACACUUUGCAGUGUGGUACUCGUUUUUGUUUCUGGUAGUUUUCUUAUCCGUAUAAUAUUUUUACAAAACAACUUAUUAAUUUAGCAA